AUGAUUUCUGGAUGGGUUCGAGCGGUUGUCGAAAAAUCUCAAACUAUAUCAUCGAAGUUGUUAUUGCUCUCUCUCCCCUCUCGCCUCCAGCCGAGAACGACUUCUCAAGAAGAACAAGAAGGAGGAGGAGGAGAAGAAGAAGAAGAAUGGCGAUGUUUCAAUAGUUACACUAAUAACAACUGGAUGCAGAUGGCAGACAAUAAACAGUCUUGUUGGUCCGACCUUCCAAGUGAUAUAUUAUGCGAAGUUGUCAAUCGUCUCCCAUAUUGGGAUCUUAUUCGUUCUGCUGCCGUAUGCAAGACCUGGAGACUUGUCAUACAUAAGGUUCAUCUUCCGCAACGCUCCACAUUGCUUGUUCCAUACCUGAUGAGCUAUACCUGUAUUCUUGAUGGUAAACACAUACAUAGGUCGACUAAGAACCCUGUAGAGCUCGAGAUAUCACAUAAGUCUAAAAACUCUGUAGAGUUCUUAGACAUGGAGGGUGAAACUUACAAAUACACAGUCAGGGACUUGGACCGAACAGAACCAGGACCCUGUGAGUCAAAAUAUGGUUGGUUCCUUUUGUAUAGACGGCAAUUUCUCUACGUGCGCAAACAAUACUACUAUCUAUACAAUCCCUUUUGCAAUGAGGUUAUACAACUGCCCGGGUUAGAUUUGGAGAUGGAGCUUUAUGUAGACAUUGCAACAUUCACGACCCCUCCCACUUCUCCCAACUUUGUUAUCUUUGUCCUCUGCAAAAAGUAUCGACAUAAUACGGAUCGCAUCAUAUACACUUGCAAGCUCGGGGAUACAAGAUGGAGUAUUUGCAGAACUAGAUAUCACGGUUCUGUCACGGGAGUUACUUGUGUAGAUGGAAUUGUCUAUUGUACUUUUCCUCAGAAAAAUUUCUCCAAUGGUUCGACGUCAGUGUUUAUCUGUACCUUCGAUAUAGCACUUCAGAACUGGGUCAUGAACUAUACAUACAUAGAAAUAGAAGAUCAUAAUGAAAGCAGGACCUUUUACUUGGUUGAGUCGAUCGAUGGGAAGCUAUUAUUGGCAGUGUCUGACCUAGCUCAUGAUGCUAGUAGCCACUACUGGUUUUUGUAUCAAUUUGAUCGGUCAAGAAAAGAAUGGACUAGGAUACGAAGUUUGGGGCACCAGGUAUUGCUUCUAAGUAGUUCAACGUCAAUUGCUUGUGCCACAUUGGGAAAGGAUAGUAAAUUUUCAGACAUGAUAUUUCAUCUUAGCUGGGGAAGGGAGCCUUUUACUUUGAGCAGCGACGGUGUUUGGAGAAAGCCGUAA
Molecule: messenger RNA, 1281 nt
Organism: Fragaria vesca subsp. vesca
Lineage: Eukaryota; Viridiplantae; Streptophyta; Magnoliopsida; Rosales; Rosaceae
Product: F-box/kelch-repeat protein At1g57790-like
Exons: 1
Coding region: 1-1281 (426 amino acids)
Molecular function (GO): protein binding
Source: RefSeq, a predicted model, not a curated record